Messenger RNA from Arvicola amphibius (Eurasian water vole), 1767 nucleotides. RefSeq names its product nudix hydrolase 15 (gene Nudt15). Bases 38 to 550 code for a protein of 170 amino acids. NCBI's taxonomy places the organism in Eukaryota, Metazoa, Chordata, Mammalia, Rodentia, Cricetidae. The transcript is spliced from 3 exons. Gene Ontology annotation, molecular function: 8-oxo-7,8-dihydrodeoxyguanosine triphosphate pyrophosphatase activity. Gene Ontology annotation, biological process: dGTP catabolic process. Gene Ontology annotation, cellular component: cytosol. The record is from RefSeq and is a predicted model, not a curated record.
GACCAGUCAAAAUCACUUCCGGGGGCAGCCAAGAGCUAUGAGCGCCAACGCGGAGCCGAGGCGGCGCCCCGGAGUUGGGGUCGGCGUGGUGGUGACGAGCUGCGAGCAUCCUCGCUGCGUCCUUCUGGGGAAGAGGAAAGGGUCGUUUGGAGCCGGCAGUUUCCAGCUUCCUGGGGGCCAUUUGGAAUUCGGUGAGACCUGGGAAGAGUGUGCUCAAAGGGAGACCUGGGAAGAGGCUGCGCUCCGCCUGAAGGACGUGCGUUUCGCCUCCGUGGUGAAUUCCUUCGUCGAGGAGGGGAACUACCAUUAUGUCACCAUACUGAUGAAAGGGGAGGUGGACACGGCGCAUGAGUCAGAGCCGAAGAACAUGGAACCGGAAAAAAAUGAAGGUUGGGAGUGGACUCCUUGGGAAGAAUUUCCUCCAUCAGACCAGCUUUUCUGGGCUCUCCGUUGCUUAAAAGAGCAAGGCUAUGACCCAUUUAGAGAGGACCUGAACCACCUGCAUGGGUACAGAGGAGAGCAUCUCGAAGGAGCCAAGAAAAUUCCUUGAUUUAAAACAAAACUUUAGUAAAUGAAAGAUUCCAUGUUUCAGGACAACUCCCAUUUUAUCUGCAAAGCCGCAUGGUCGUUAGUUUGUUUAGUCUCCUAAAGUAACUGGAACCCUUAAGAAAACCUUCCUGGAAUGUGUCCCUGAGUAGGGUGAACAGGAGCUUGUGGCUAAUUACAUCUACUGCUGUAAGUUACUCUUGUCAGCUGCAUGGAGGCAAGUGUGACAGAUUCUGUCUUGCUGUUCUAAUUCAAAUAGAGGUCAAAAUUCAAAUACGGUCAUUCAGAUUUGGAAGCAAUUUGCCCACUGCAAAAUUCGUCUGUGCUUGUUGCUGUCCUUUCUCCUCUUACUUGAGAAGAAUUUUUAAACGAUGAUGUGACAGUCAUGACGUGUGUUUGGCUGUACUUCCCCGAUUUCUGACAGGGAAUCUGUGCUAAAUGUGAGACAGACUAAGUUUGGAUCCUACUGCUAAAGGUCAAGCUAGCUGCGUUUCCCUCUCUCUGCCUGAGAUCUUGUAUGUGUCCUUGUGUGGUGGCAUUACACAGAGCGAUGCACUGGGUCUCUGAGUGUGGGGGAUCUCCCAGAGGUCAUCCAGAACUUUGUAGGGGCACCAAGGGCAAAAGCUGGUUGGUUGAUUGCUCUCCCCUCCAUUCCCCCACCACCCCCCAGCAAAUUGUAAAGCUUUCCUGUGAGAGACUGAACAGUGAAUGUCUCACAGGGCUGCAUGCACAGGGCUGCAUCCUGUCUGCAAUGAAGGCUGGUUUGGAUUUUAACCUGCUUCUGGCCUUGGGGGUAGGGUGGGGGUGGAAAAAUCACCUUCUUGGUGUAAGGAUCACCCCGGGCACAGCCAAUGUUAAUAGCGGAAGCCCACGGUGAUCAGCAUCCAGCCAAGCCCUGGAGUGCAUGUGCUGUCUCAUCUUAGUCAGGCAGAGCAUGGUUUUCUGGCUGAUGUUUCUCCAGUCACUGGCUCCCGCUGCUGCCCAGGGCCCUGGGGAGCUCUUCCUGUGAGGUUAUUUUCCAGUCCCCUCUGCUGCAUCGAUGCCGCCUGAGCUCUGUAUCCUGUGCUUUGGGCUCUUGUUCCUUCAAUAGCAAUCCUGGUUUACCUGUUUUCUUUCUUUGGUUUUUAUGAGACAGGGUUUCUCUGUGUAGCCCUGACUGUCUUGGAACCUGUUCUGUAGACCAGGCUGGCCUCGUAGUCAGAGAUCUGCCCACCUCUGCCU